This is a messenger RNA of Conger conger (European conger), 663 nucleotides long. RefSeq names its product BCL2 associated X, apoptosis regulator a (gene baxa). Gene Ontology annotation, cellular component: mitochondrial outer membrane. The transcript has 6 exons. The coding region runs from base 31 to 609 and encodes 192 amino acids. The record is from RefSeq and is a predicted model, not a curated record. Gene Ontology annotation, biological process: positive regulation of apoptotic process; intrinsic apoptotic signaling pathway in response to DNA damage; release of cytochrome c from mitochondria. Gene Ontology annotation, molecular function: channel activity; protein homodimerization activity; protein heterodimerization activity. Lineage: Eukaryota; Metazoa; Chordata; Actinopteri; Anguilliformes; Congridae.
GACAGAUUCCGAAAGAAAAAUCAUAAUAAGAUGGCUGCGUUGUCAGGCGGAAGUGGUCCGGGUAAAGGUACAGACCAGGUAUUAGAAGUUGGAUCAGCCUUACUGAAGGAUUUCGUCUUCGAGCGCGUGCGUCGCUAUGGGGAUGAAAACGCCGUGGUUACCCGCAGCCAGCUGGGAGGAAGCGAGCUGUGCGAUCCCAACCACAAGCGGCUGGCGCGAUGCCUGCAGCAGAUCGGCGACGAGCUGGACGGAAACGUGCAUCUGCAGAGCAUGAUUAAUGAUCCUACCCUCCGGCCUAGUAAAGACGUAUUUUGCAAGGUGGCCUCUGAGAUCUUUUCGGAUGGAAAGUUCAAUUGGGGCAGGGUGGUGGCACUCUUCUACUUUGCCUGCCGGAUGGUCAUUAAGGCCCUGGUGACCCGUGUCCCGGACAUUAUCCGCACCAUCAUCAGCUGGACAGUGGACUACAUGCAGGAGCACCUGAUAAACUGGAUCCGGGAGCAAGGUGGCUGGGAAGGCAUCUGGGCACACUUCGGCACCCCAACCUGGCAGACUUUGGGAGUGUUCCUGGCCGGAGUCCUGACCACAGUCCUGGUCAUCCGCAAGAUGUGAAGGCUGACAGCAGACAGCUGCGGGGGAGAGAGAGAGAGAGAGAGAGAGGGGGAG